Molecule: messenger RNA, 6137 nt
Organism: Chrysemys picta bellii (western painted turtle)
Lineage: Eukaryota; Metazoa; Chordata; Testudines; Emydidae
Product: kinesin-like protein KIF20A
Biological process (GO): microtubule-based movement
Cellular component (GO): microtubule; kinesin complex; nucleus
Molecular function (GO): microtubule binding; ATP binding; microtubule motor activity
Source: RefSeq, a predicted model, not a curated record
GGGCUAAACUCUGCCCCCGGCAUCCUAGUGUCACGUGUGCUCCAGCUGCAGUCAGCGGGAGCCCUGCGUAGGGGUAGGAGGGGGGCAGAGUUGAGCUCACUGUGAGUUUGAUCUUGUUAGGGUGCUGAGCACCCUCGCCUUGUGAAUCACAACAUUUUGGGGACUCCUUUUGACAGCUGCGAAGGAAAGGGAAUGAUAGAAGCGCUAUCACCUUCAGAUGUACCUAUUUACAGGACUGCCCAUGUCGCUGGUCUGGUAUUGUAGAUAGUAAAUGUUUUGGAUUCCCUGCAGACUCUUUUCAUGCUAUCUGCAGUUUUAAAAAUGUGGUUCUUACAUUGCAGAGCAUUUUUAAAGGGUAAAUAACUACAAGUUUUCUGGGGGUCAUGUCUUUAGAUCUCCUUCCUUCCUCCCCUUCUCCUCGUCCCCCCUCCUUCAGGAGGGGUGUGUGUAUAUUAAAAGCCUUACUUGUUUCUUGCAUACUCUCCACUAUUUGCAUGUGAGAACAUGUGUGUUUAUUUCUUAUUCCUCUCAGUGUGAACAGGAUAAGAGAAUGGACUAUGAGGUGGGAAGCUAUGCAUCCUCACCAGUAUGUGAUGUGUUGGACUUCACCUGUUAUGAGGACUUAAUGGGUAAAACCUCACCCCUGGAGUUGCCAGUGAUACCUAAUGCUGAUGAACAGCAGCAGGAGGAGGGGAUAUAUCAACCUUUGAAAGUCUACUUGAGAGUCAGACCCUUCUCUAAAGCAGAGCUUGAAAGCAAUGAAUCUCAGGACUGUGUAAUUAUUGAAAAUCCAGAAACAGUAACUCUACAGGCACCCAAAGAAUCCUUUACAAUGAAAAACAGUGAAAAGGGGAUUGGACAGUCUGUACACCAGUUCACCUUCACUAAGGUCUUUGGUCCAGAAACUACUCAAAGUGACUUUUUUGAAGGCACAAUGAAAGAGAUAGUAAAAGCUUACAUUGAUGGAGCAAAUGGACUGGUGUUUACCUAUGGGGUUACUAAUGCAGGCAAAACAUUCACUAUUCAAGGUUCUCCAAAAGAUGGUGGUAUUUUGCCUCGUUCUCUUGAUAUGAUCUUUCACCACAUAAGAGGAAGACAAUAUCUGAAGAUGAACUUGAAACCAUACUUAAGCAAUGAUGUAAAGAAGCUAGAUGUGACACAGGUUAAACAAGAGGAAAUUAUAAAAGCUGCUGUUCUUGCUUCUCUGAAAGAGGACAUGGAAGAUACUUCGAAAUCUACAAUUCAGAGUGAUUCAUUAUGUAUCUUGGAAUCUGUGUCUUCUAGCAGCUGUACUUCAACAAGUCUGCCUUCUGACCCGCUAGUGGAGGACUCUGUUUUACUUGACGCCGAUGGGACUAAGCAUCAGAGAACGCAGUCUUCAGUGUGGGUUUCCUUCUGUGAAAUUUAUAAUGAGUAUGUGUAUGAUCUUAUGGAUGUAUUGGCUAUAUCAAAAAAUCAAAAACGCAAAGUUCUAAAAAUCUGUGAGGAUCAAGGAGGAAACUCUUAUAUAAAAGACUUAAAGUGGAUCAACGUUCAGAGCACUGAGGAGGCUUGCAAAAUACUAAAAAUAGGAAACAAGAACCGAAGCUUGGCUUGCACUAGAAUGAACCAGCACUCAAGUAGAAGUCACAGCAUAUUUUCUAUCAGACUACUGAGGCUAAGUGAUGAGGCUGAGCCUUGUAUUCUUGGAGUUUCAGAAAUGUCUCUCUGUGACUUGGCUGGGUCUGAACGGUGCAAUAAGACACAAACUUUUGGAGACAGACUAAAAGAAGCAGGGAAUAUUAAUAAUUCUCUUUUUAUUCUUGGGAAAUGCAUUGCAGCACUGAAGCAGAAGCAGAAUCCUAAUGUGAAACACAGCUAUAUUCCAUUCAGAGAGAGUAAACUCACCCGCCUGUUUCAACCGUUCUUCUGUGGUAAAGGCAAAGCUUGUAUGAUUGUCAACGUUAAUCAGUGUGCCUCCACCCACAGUGAGACGUUGCACGUAAUGAAAUUUUCUGCUACAGCCAAACAGGUUAUUCAGACAAUCCACCCCCAAACCUUUGGAUAUUUUGCUCCAAAACUGGUUGGGAAGAAUGGCAAGCCUAUAGUACAUUUUGAUGCCAACAUAUCUGCUGAAGAGGUUCCUGAUGAAGAUAUAGAUACCUCCUCUGAAGAGGAAGUGGACAUCACCAUCAUGACCCAUGAGGAGCUCUUGAAAACUACUGAGAACCUGAAGAAGAUGCUAGUUGCAGAAAGGCAGAGUAAACUUCUUCUUGAGGUGCAGAUACGUAAAGAGAUGGCAGAAGCCAUGUUUCAACAACUGUUGGAAACCGAGGAAACUUGGAGUAAACGCUUGGAAGAUAUGAGAGAAAGUUAUGAGGAAAAAUUGGAGAAUAAAUUUGAAAUGUAUAAGGAAGCUAUAAAGAAACAUGCAUAUAUGUGUGCAAUGAAACAAAUUGAAGACCACUAUGUUCCAAUAGAAGAGUUCGUAGUUGAACAAGAGAAAGUUGAGGACAGAGAUAGGAAGAUAUUAGAGUUGCAACAAAAAUUUGGAGAGCGGUCAGAUGGAUUGUUGGCUUUGGGAAUCCCAAAUUCAGAUGUGUUGACUGCAGAAGAUAAAGUGAAAUCAGAUCUUAAAUAUAAGGAGAUGCAGAGAACUUCAGAAGUAUUGCAGAGACAGUGCGAUGAGAAAGAUGAGCUUAUAAAAUCUCUGAAGCUUAAAAUACACAAAUUAAAUGAAACCUUACAAGAAAUGAAUGAAGUCUGCAGAAAAACAACUGAGGAAAACAGUAGACUGACACACAUGGUAAUGCUCAAGGAACAAGAAAUGAGAAGUCUUCAGAACUGGGCUAAACGUGUCCUUGAGCUUGAAGCGACAGUGUCUCUUCUGCAAGAAGAACUAGAUGAGAGCAAAAAGCACUUGUAUUCAGAAGAUCUUAAGGAGCAAAAACCCAAGAGAGGCUUGUUUGCUAAUCUAAAAUCUACAGUAACAGGCACUUCUAAAACACCUGUUGGCAAAACCUUGGGGAAAUCUGAAGAUUCUCCAACCAUGUCAAGAAAACAAGCUACUUUUACACGUAAAGUAAAAGAAUAACUCUAAUCCUUGAUGCAUUAACAUGUCUGUAUUGACAAGGCCUAUCCGCUGUAAUUUUGAACUGAUGUUAGCAACAGUUGGAAUUUGGGUGGAGAAAAAAGGGUAGUAUAGACACCGCCUUACCAUCAAUGUAACUGGGAAGAUAAGCUAUUAAUAGGAAUGACAACUUUCCUUCUGUCAAGUGUCUUCUGUAGUAACUAAAGACAUGUAAAUGUAAACAUAAAUUGGGAUUCUUGUGCAACGGUUGGUGUGAGAUGUGAUCACCUGCUGUGGCAACACAGCAGGUAUGGAUUUCCAUAUAACAGGAGAAAGGGUGCCUUGUGUCAAGGUUAGUGGUACAUUCCUGUCUUUUACUUUCCUUGUUUCUUUUUACACUUGCUUCCAACAUUCAAAAUGGCAUUUGCGCUCGACCAAACCGCUUGUUCACUUUAGCUGUUUCAUUAGCUAGUAGAUAUUGUUUGUAGAGGAGCUGGCUUCCUCACAGUUAAUCUUCUGCUUGAUUUGAAUUGAACUAGUAAUCUUAUACUUGAUGUCAGUUUACUGUGGAAUUAAAAUGAGAGAUUUAGUACUAAUAUUUCAUUUAAUGAUCUAGUCAGAUGAUGGAGUGGCAAGGAGCCACUGUUCAUUUUAAAUGCUUCUGUCAAUCAUAAUUGUCUUGGUUUGGAAAGGAAUGUCCAUUUGAAAAUCCUUCACUGAAUUGUGUAUGCAGUAGUCUUCUUAAAAUUUACUUAUAAUAAAGCUUGGGUUUUUUUCAAGUCUAUUAAAUAUUAGAUCAUUUAAGAUUUGGUGUUACAGUGAUUAGGUCAUGAGAUACCACUUGAUAAUUUGAGCUGCAAGUCCCUGUGUGUCUUAACUUUUGUUUCUAUUAAAAUAUGAUGCACUUGAAAUCAAAGUUUAGGAUCAAGAGGGCCAGUACCUCAUCUUCUUAAAAGAAAACUUUGUCUAGAAAUGUAGUGGGGCUAGGACUGCCUAGUGAUUAUAACCAGAAAGAGUUGAGUUAUUUUAGCCAGAUGAUAGGAUAACUACUUCAGAAAUAAGCGACAGAGUCCUGUGGCACCUUAUAGACUAACAGACGUAUUGGAGCAUAAGCUUUCGUGGGUGGAUACCCACUUCAUCAGACGCAUUUACUUCAGAAAUGUGCCAGUCACAAGGUUGUAGGCGUUGAGCAAUUGCCUUUGCAUGGUUUAAUGGUGGCUGAUUUUGUUGUGCUCUGUUGUCAGCAUUACACAACUACGUAUAGGAACCCAUGAGAAAUGUAAGAGGGUUUUUGGCAAGUUCUCAGCUUUCAAGCAGUGCCACACAGAAAACUAGAAAUGAUCAAAGUGAUAUUUUGGUGUCUGGGGAUGGUGGUGGAUGUAAAUAGUGUUGAUUUGGGAUUUAGCCUUACCCCCUAACUAGGAAUGUAUUAUCUGAGUUGCUAAAUUAUGCAGCAGGUGGAUUAUGUAGGAAUUAAGCAAUACAUUACAAUUAAGUCAUGAAACAGGGUUUCAAGCAAGGGAAGCUGAAUAGUUGGAGAGUUAGGUGAAUUCUUGUGGUCAGAGAAACCUAGGCUUGCAAAACAUAGCGGCCUAUAUUUGGAGUACAAAGAUUAGAGGUUUUGAAGUUUAUACACCUCAAAAAAACAAACCAAAAAAACCACCUCCUGACUGAGGCCAUAUUUACAGGGACUACAGUGGCAUAAUCCUGUACUAUAGAGGCAGCCUACAGUGACAGGGUUUUUUUUAUUUUUCAUUGCUGUAAGAACUCUAUGUGCCUUUGUGGCAGUAGCUAGGUGGAGAGGCAUUCUUUUGUCAACGUGGCUGCAUCUACACUGGGGCUAGGUUGGCAUAGCUAGGGUGGUCAGGGGUGUGGAUUUUUCACACCCCUGAACGCUGUGAUUGUCGACCUACGUUUUAAAGUGUAGACCAGGCCUGAGUUAGAGGUUGUCACUAACAUUGUGAACCACUAGAUGGAGCAGCAUUACUAUUGCAACACUAUCAUGUUCCUGUAAUUCAAAGCCCUGGUCUUGAAAUUUCCUCUUUCCUUUGUCAGUAUCAAAUACUCCUAACUGGUUAAGUGAGUCUUUCUUUGUCUGUUAAAACUCUCACACCAAUGUGUGCUCAGGGACUUCAUAUAAAUAUGUAAAUACCACUAGGAAUUGGGAUUUUCUGAUCUCAGAAGCACCAGGUACUCGCCCAAAAAGCAAUAUCCAACGGGGUUAUUUGUCCUAUCAAAACAGGUGUCCACUGGUUUAUAAAUGGACUCAUCACAACCAUGGCAAAUUCCAAAGAAACAGCCUUCUUGCAGAUUGAACGCCAUCUGGAUCAAUCUCUAGCUCAGUCAUUAAACAGACUACCUAUCCAGAUCACCUUAUGUCCAUCAUGGGCACUCAGGACAAGAUCAGAAAUGAGGAUAAUAAAUGGAAGUUCUCAUUUUAAAUAUUUUGGUUUAUUACAGUAAUCUGGUAACAUAAAUAGGAAUCUUGAUAAACCCCCGUCAAUAGAUUUCAGGCUAGACAAAGCUCAGUCUGUAUCAUUUCUCCCCUCCUCCCCCCCCCAAACAUUACAUAAAAUGGCUUAAGUUAAACCAAACAUGCUUCCAUCUUUCACCUAUGUUUUGAACAAGUAACAGAGUACAGUUCAGCACACCUGCAUUUCUCAGUGCUGCACUAGCUCUGCAAGCACAUAAUAAUGUGAUCCAAUGUAUGGCUCCUAGACUUUUUCUGCAAGUAAGAUGACUUCACAUUUCCAAAUGCUAACUUAAAUUUUGCACAUGUUCUGGCUUUCCUAAAUGUCUCAGUAAAUGGUGGUGCCUGCUGGCACUGCAGAAGAGUGAGGUUUUAGCAGCUAUUUUGAAGAUAUUUUGGAAUUUACUACUGUGGUGGGUAGUUCAGAAUUGUAGGAUAAGAACCACUUAGAUGAAUAUUUCUGCUAAAAUAUUCAGCGGUGAAAUGGCUGUCUUGAGAUUUCUGAACUGCUCCUCUGAGAUGAAUGGGUAUAAAAGAGGCAAGAUUCAUUUAAGCGAUGUUAACUAAAAGAACUAUUUGUUUUGUAUAGCAUCUGAACACUGACAGGGUCUGAUCCUG